Molecule: messenger RNA, 1628 nt
Organism: Ziziphus jujuba (common jujube)
Lineage: Eukaryota; Viridiplantae; Streptophyta; Magnoliopsida; Rosales; Rhamnaceae
Product: wall-associated receptor kinase-like 3
Exons: 2
Coding region: 110-1477 (455 amino acids)
Biological process (GO): cell surface receptor signaling pathway; protein phosphorylation
Cellular component (GO): plasma membrane
Molecular function (GO): protein serine/threonine kinase activity; ATP binding
Source: RefSeq, a predicted model, not a curated record
UGUAAUAGUUUUACAAGAGUUGAAUCAGUUUGUUUUGCAAAGGGAUGUGACAAAUCAGCAUAUCAUUAUUAUUAUUAUUAUUAUUAUUAUUAUUUUUAAAGUUUUUCACAUGCUUGUUUGUCAAUGCAUUUCAGAUAUUGAUCACUGCAAGAAAGAUCCUAAUUAUUGUGGCGAAGGCUAUAUUUGUACUCACUAUCCUGGAGCCGUUCUCUGCAGCCUUCAAGAGCACAAAAAGUCUCCACUAAAAGCAAUUUUAAUUGGUGUUGGCAGCGGCGUCCUUGGAUUGUUGUUUCUAUCAGCUUCAGCAUGGUUGCUAACCAAGUAUAUGACAAAAAGACGCAGAGAAAAGUUUUUCAAACAAAAUGGUGGAUUGUUGUUACAACAACAAUUAUCUUCAGGGGAAGCCAAUAUUGAGAAAACCAAGUUGUUUAAAUCAGAUGAGUUAGAGAAGGCAACUGACCAGUUCAACACGAACAGUGUUCUUGGCCAGGGAGGUCAAGGUACUGUUUACAAAGGAAUGUUGGCAGAUGGAAAAAUUGUUGCUGUCAAGAAGUCUAAAAAAGUUGAUGGAUUCAAAUUCGCAGAGUUCAUUAAUGAAGUUGUCAUUCUUUCACAAAUUAAUCACAGGAGUGUUGUUAAACUACUAGGAUGUUGUUUGGAGACUGAAGUUCCUCUGCUAGUUUAUGAGUUUAUACCAAAUGGAACAUUGUUCCGGUAUAUCCAUGAUCAAAAUGAGGAUUUUGAUCUAACAUGGGAAACCCGCCUACGAAUUGCACAGGAAAUUGCAGGAGCUCUUUCCUACUUGCAUUCUGCUGCUUCCUUUCCCAUUUAUCACCGUGACAUAAAGUCUUCAAACAUUCUCCUAGACGAAAAGUACAGAGCAAAAAUAGCAGAUUUUGGAACUUCAAGAUCGGUUACAAUUGAGCAAACACACCUCACCACAUUAGUAUAUGGCACAUUUGGAUACUUGGACCCUGAAUACUUCCAGUCAAGCCAGUUUACCGAUAAGAGUGACGUAUAUAGCUUUGGGGUGGUUCUUGCUGAGCUGUUGACAGGACGAAAACCAGUUUUUAUGGAGGCAGAGGAAGGAGGAAGUCUAGCAGCUUCUUUCAUUCUUUCCAUGGAAGAGAAUCGUUUGUUUGACAUUGUUGAUGCUCGAGUCUUGAAGGAAGCAACUGGCGAGAAAGAAGCAAUAAUGGCAGUUGCUAAACUUGCGAAAAGAUGCUUGGAUUUGAGUGGAAGGAAAAGGCCUUCGAUGAAAGAAGUGGCAAUGGAGCUGGAGAGAAUUCAAAAAUCAGUUAAAGCUUCUGAUUAUGUUGAGCAAAAUGUUGAAGUGGUUGAAUAUGAUAGAAAUGAAAUGACUGCACCUUGGGAUGAUGUUUCUAUACCGACAUGGUCAGCUUCCUAUGGUGGUGUUGCUUCCUCAUCAGAUAUGGAAGCACCUCUGAAUGAGAAACAUAUGAUUACUUAUAAGUAAUUUCCUUUUCCAUUUUUUUGGUAAUCACCAGUAAAGAUAGUAAUAAAUAGAGCAUAUUAGCAGACUGAAAAAUAAACAUUUGCUUUAAUUAAUUUCUGCAACAUCAUCACAUAGAAAAGUUCCAUGUAAUGAGCGUCUAAUGCUAGCAGAC